AUGGGAAGUCUUGAGGGUCUUGACAUGGUGCGGGACAUAAGCCCUGCCCUGGAGGCCACAGAGGACUUCAUUAACUGCAAAGAUGAGAUUCCAAGCCAAUACCAGAACCAGGAUCACACUGGGGACCACCUGACUUCAAUGCAGCCUGAGAAUCUCCAAGAUAUAUCCAAUAAAGCUCCAGGUAAACUAGGCUCCACUGGUGUGUGGGGUGUGUUGGUCAGCGAGCAGUCUGAAGUGGGGCCCUUUGCUCUGGCCUGGGCUAACCACCAGCCACCCUCAGCUUUCAGCAUCUUUGGCCUGGGCAUUGGCUUAAGACAUGGUAAAAGAAGUCGUGCAUGCUCAACCAAUGACCUGGUGGCCCAUAUUAAGGACUGUAGUAUUAAUACUUCCACAUCCAACUCAGCCUACAAGAAGGGACACAACCGAUCUAGAUCGGAUGUCAAUUACCGGCCAUCAGCUUACACUGACAAUGGACUGCCAACUGUGGACUUCAGCCCACGAAAGAAGAUGGCCCUCAACCAGCAGAGAGUGGCUGAUAAAGGCAGUUGCAGUGGCAAUGUGGUCAAGCAAGGUGAGAUGGAGCAGCGUGAGGGACCACGGCGACGCUGGGCACCCUGUCAUGUUGAGCUGACUCCAUACGAGCUCCGCCUUUAUACAUUGGACAACAGUGCCAACCUUCAGCUUGGCACUGCCUUCUCCCUAUCACAUUGUCAGAAUGUCAUCUCACCUGCACCUAAUACCCAAUCCAGCCAAGCCACACAGUCCCAGCCCACAGACCAACGAACGUUACAGGCCUUGUUUUUUAACAGUACCCGUGUACAAUUGAGGGCUGCAAACCAGAGGGAAGCCAUUGAAUGGAAACAACUGAUGUUGGAAAGAGUGCUAGCUGCCAGGCCUUCAGGGCAGCAGCAGCUGAAUACACAGGUAACCAAGUUUCCUAAACCCAUAUCCUCCUCUUCAUCCCCCUCUACUUCCGGGCUUGGGACCAGACUGGACAAUGACAGUGACACUCCUAUGACGGCAGAUGUAGUAACCUCUUUCUUUUUACCCCCUAAUGUCUUGGCCAGGCCCACAACCCUGCCCUUGUUUACCAAGCAUGACCAAAAUGUUUUAAAAGCUGGCUUGCUCCAAAAGCUGAUGGACCAGAAUAACUGGCAGGCUUUUACCUUUGUACUGACCCAAUCUGCCCUCCAGGCUUUUCCUACUGAGGGCCGUGGGUCUGUCGCCGAACCUGUUCUCCAGUACACCCUUAUUUCUUGUUUAACAGUCCAGCAGGACCAUGACCCUGAGAACAAAGAACUACAGACCCAUGGGUCUGCUGAUAUUGGGGACAGCUUCCAGGCUGUUUUCCCCAAAGAGGUACUUCAGUUGCGGGCGGAAAGUAAACUCAAGGCCAAGGACUGGGUGGAUGCCCUAAAGAAGGCAAUAGAGGCCCUGAAGCCGACCCAGGAAGAGGUAGCAGAAUAUGAGAAGAGACCUCUAGGCACCCAGGAAAUGCUGCUGAGAUUGAGGCAGUCCAGGGAGAGAGGAGAGAAGGAGGCCCAGAAAGCUAAGCGCCAGUCAGUCACCACCAGUUUCCUUAGUAUCCUCACUUGUUUUGCUGUGGAAAAGGGGCUCACAGCCCAGAGCUUCAGGUGUGCAGGCUGUCAGCGUCCGGUGGGCUUGUUAUGGGGCAAGGCGAAGGUCUGCUGCUACAGUGGUUGGUACUAUUGCCAGAGCUGUCACCAAGACAACACUUUCCUGAUCCCGGCACGGCUGAUACACAACUGGGACACCAGCAAACACAAGGUGUCAAAGCAAGCUAAGGAAUUCCUGGAGUUUGUGUAUGAAGAGCCACUACUGGACGUGCAGCAGCUUAACCCUAGUCUAUAUACACACUGUGAGCCGCUUAGUGCAGUGCUGUGUCUUCGUCAGCAGCUCCAGUCAUUGCGAGCAUACCUGUUCAGCUGUCGAGCUACUGUGGCUGAGGAGCUCAGGCGAAGGAUCUUACCCAGGGAAUAUUUGCUGCAGCACAUCCACCUGUACUCCAUGGCUGACCUCCAGCAGGUUAUUGAUGGGAAGCUUGCUCCUUUCCUGUCCAAAGUGAUCAAGUUUGCCAGCUCACAUGUUUUCAGCUGUAGCUUGUGUCGAGAGAAAGGCUUCUUCUGUGAGCUCUGCAGAAAUGGACAGGUCAUCUACCCCUUUCAGGAGAGCGCCACCAAGAGAUGUGAAGUCUGCGGGGCAGUGUUCCAUGCUGAGUGUCGUCAGAAAGCUCAACCAUGUCCGCGCUGUGUUCGUCGGGAGCUGCAAAACAAGAGGCCCUCUUACAUCUGUUCCCCUGAUGAGAACAGCCUUGGCUGUAACCACCUCCCCUACCAAGACAUCUGAGAUAUGAACACAUAGGUGUACAAAUAAACACAUUUACCUACACAAAGAAAGAGAUGCGCACACACUUGAGCACACAAGGCAUCUGCUGACAGUAAAGUUUGGUAAUACAUGUUUUUCUGUCUUC
Molecule: messenger RNA, 2491 nt
Organism: Lampris incognitus (smalleye Pacific opah)
Lineage: Eukaryota; Metazoa; Chordata; Actinopteri; Lampriformes; Lampridae
Gene: plekhm3
Product: pleckstrin homology domain containing, family M, member 3
Exons: 7
Coding region: 1-2367 (788 amino acids)
Source: RefSeq, a predicted model, not a curated record